Selaginella moellendorffii is the source of this 1893-nucleotide messenger RNA. Its product is annotated as pentatricopeptide repeat-containing protein At1g62260, mitochondrial. NCBI's taxonomy places the organism in Eukaryota, Viridiplantae, Streptophyta, Lycopodiopsida, Selaginellales, Selaginellaceae. The coding region runs from base 1 to 1893 and encodes 630 amino acids. The record is from RefSeq and is a predicted model, not a curated record. Gene Ontology annotation, molecular function: protein binding. The transcript has a single exon.
AUGAACGAUGCCAGACAGGCUUUUAGGAAGAUAAUCCCAUGCAAUGUCUACUCUACAAAUACAAAACUGUCAGCAUAUGCCCAAGCGGGGUAUCUGGAUGACGCGUGGCAUGUGUUUCUUGAAUCGCCAAAGAGGGAUGCACUGACAUGGACGUGCAUUUUGCAAGCUUUUGCGCAAAGAGGCGUUGUAGAAAAGGUGGCGGUGUUGAUCGAGCGAGUGCCAUGCCACAGCACACUCUGCAUGAACACUUCCAUUUCAGCGUUUGCGAAGACUGGGCAUUUUGAUCAAGCGAAAAGCUUGUUUUCGAAGAUGCCAGAACGUGACACCGUCACCAUCAAUGUGAUGAUCCAAGCUUUCGCUAGCGAAGGAAGCUUUGCUUCUGCAAAACACUUGUUUGAUCACGGUGCUACUGCUGCCAGGGACAUGAUCACUUGGAAUACGAUUGUUUCUAUGUACUCCCGCAAUGGGUUUCACAAAGAGGCGUCGGAUAUUUUCAUGAAGAUGCCAAGAUGUAAUCUCAUCACUUGUAAUUCCAUCCUUAAGUCUUUGAGUAUAGAUGAUGCAAGAGACUUGUUCAGAAAAUUCGAAGAGCGAGACGUGAUCACUUGGAACACAAUGCUUGAAGUCUAUGCCCAAAACAAGGAGGAAAAUACAGCAAGAACACUGUUUUCGAAGAUGCCAUUCUGGGACCUUAUCUCUUUUACGGUUUUUAUCACAGUUUUUGCAUCAAAUGGCCGUGUUGAGGAAGCAAAACGAUUAUUUGACCAAGUUCCAGCCGCCAGUGUGGUAACAUGGAAUGUGAUGGUCUCGGCAUAUGCUCAAAACGGUCACCUUGGAGAUUCUCUACAAGUUCUCUCAAGGAUGCCAAUGAAAAGUCUCGUCACCUUUAGUGUGAUGAUAGGCAUCUAUGCGCAGUGUGGAGACGUGUUUAAAGCCAAGGAAGCCUUCGAGUCGAUUUCCACUGGACGGGAGCACUCGUCUUGGACAGCAUUGAUCCAAGCUUUCGUGGACCACAACUAUAAUCUCAAGGAAGCAAACUACAUCCAUACUUUGAUGCCUUAUCACAGUGUUGUAUCGGUCACUCUUGGAAUAGCCAUCCAUGGCCGGAGCUCCAAUCUAGAAUCUGCGAAAAAAUGUUUUGAUUAUUCUCCAGAGAGGAACCUGGUAGCUUGGAACUGUCUCAUGGCAGUCCUGGUACAAAAUGAAGAUUAUAAAAGAACGAAGGCUGUGUUCGAUCGAAUGCCCUCUUGGGAUACAAUUAGCUGGUCAACCGUGCUCGUUUACAGCUCUCACGAUUUGGAUGGAUCGGAGUCUCUGUUUGAGAGCAUCCCAGAGAAGACACUGAGCUCCUGGAACGCAAUCUUAUCCGUGCAUGCUGAGCAUGGAGAUCUAUCCAAAGUCAUAGAGGUUUUCCAGAGAAUGAAGGCCAGAGACGUCAUCUCGUGGACGUGUUUGAUCACAGCUCAUUCCCACGCCGGAGAUGGUGUCAAAUCGCUCAAAGUUUUCCAAGAAAUGGUAGUGGAAGGAGUGAGGCCAAACCGGAUAAGUUUCAUGAGCUUGUUGGUCGCUUGCAGCCAUUUGGGAUGGAUAGAUCAAGCUCUUGAGUGUUUGUGGAGCAUGCAACUUGACUAUGGGAUAGAUCCAGCCAGGGAGCACUAUAGUUGUGUUGUGGAUAUGUUGGCGAGAACUGGCCAGCUGACAGAGGCUCAACAGGUUAUAAGCUUUUUGCCAGGAUGUCCGGUUGCUUGGGGAGCGCUGCUUGGAGCUUGCAAGCUUCAGUGUGAUGUUGGUGUUGGAGAGGAUGCUGCAAAGCAUGUUUUUGAGCUGGACCCCUCCAACACUGCUCCUCACGUUUUAUUGCAAAGCUUACACAAAUGUGUUUUUGUGAGGUAG